CCUGUCAAAAUUUUAAAAUUUUGAUUCAAAUUAUCUUUGCCAUACUAACUUCCCAGAGCCUAAAAUAGAAAUAAUGGUAUCUGUGUUAUCAUGUAUGUAUAUGUGUACAUUUUCAUGUACGUACAUCAUUACAUAUGCAGUACACAUGUAUCUGCAGGCUUCACACUGUAGUACACACAUGCAUGCAGGCACACAUGUGCCCUGGCAUCCAGUGAAUGAACUUGCUGAACCAGAAGAAAAUGGGUGGGAGGUGGAGAUCUGUGUUUCCAUGUCCUGCAGCUGGUGGAAGCUUUGGAAAGGCAGCCUCCCAAUCUACUGACCUCAACCGGGGGAUUCUACCAUCUACCCCUGUGUGCUUCAUAGGGCUCCUUGGAUAAUGGCACACAGAAAGGGCAUCCCAUGAGCCUGGCCCUCGUGGCAUCCAAAGACAAAGAUGUGGCACCUGCACCAAGCUCCCCCUGGGACGCCAUCCUUGAGGCUGCCAAAGACCAGGUCCCAUCCCUGGACUCAGACUCCUCCUUGCUCCCUCAUCUGUUCACAGUCAGACUGCGGGGAAGAGCCAUUCAUCUUCCAGCGAAACCAGCCCAUCCUGAUUCCAGACCUGGCUGAGGAACUGGCUGCAGACCCUGCUGAUGACAGUGACUCCAGGACCUGGGUCCCUCUGGCUGAAACGUCCCUGCCUGAGGUCUGUGGGACACAGGCUCCAGGGACCACUGAGCCCACGCCCUGCAGGCAGAAGUGUCCAGUUCUGGUGCCUGUGGGACUCGCCACCAAAUCUGGGAGUAGACAGAAUGCGAGGACACUGGGCCUGGCCUCUCAGGAAGGCUGGUCUCCUGAGAACUGUGCCAAGACCAGCACUUCUCUUCAGAUGGCAGAGGAGACCCCCGUGUUGCUGGAAGGUGACCUUGGGACCCUGUCCUUCAACACCAAAAGAUUCCAGAGUCCUCCCUGGGACUCACAGGGAGAAGCCACCCUAUCCCCUGAGGGAGAGGUGGGGAUAGAGCCUCUGGGUGCUGCCUGGAGAGACUCUGCAAAGCGCAGAGCCCUCCGCCGGGAGAGGAGGAAAAUGAUAGAGAAGGAAAUGCUCCACAAAGUAACCCGGGAUGCCCAGGACCCAGCCUGCAGUGACCAGGGUCAGUCUACUGAGCCAGGUUCCAGGUCAGAGGCCCCAUCAGAGAGGCCUCGGGAAGGACAACUGGUGCUCUCCCUCCAGCAACUUGAAGAGUGGGAUUUGGAUUACAUCCUUCAGAGUCUGUCGGGGCGAGAAGACAAGCAGGGAAACGAUUUGCCCAGAACUGCCUGGUGGGCAGCUGACCUCCUGCAAAGCCAAGCCCGCACGGCACCAUGCUCCCAGGACAGGCUCCUGGAACAGCUGGCUCUCCUGUGCGCGGUGCAGUCCAGAGCCUCUGGCCCUGCCCGGAAGCUGCCUGCUGACACACCCCAAGACACAGAGGAGCAGGAGGCUGGAAGCAGAUGUGCUUCAAUGAAGCCAGGCUUCCAGGCCGAGCUAGGCCAGCCGCUGGUCGAAAGCACGAGGCUGAAGAUAGAGCCUCCCACCAUCUUUAUAGAUUUGAGGCAGUCAGAGCCUCCAGAGUCACCUGACCACCAGUCUCCAGGAAGCUCCAGCCAUAGCUCCUCUGACAGUGAGGAAGAUGUAGGAGAGACAGCAGUUCUGGAAGCCCAGCAGAGCCCAACACAGCAAGCAGCUGCUAUCUCCCAGGACCUUCGGAGCUGUACUGGCAAGAGCCAGCUUCUCCAGCAGCUGAGGGCAUUUCGGAAAGGGACGGCUCUGCCCCAGCUGCCUGUCAGGGAGAGACCAGGUGGCCAGAAAGCCCCUGAAGAUGCAAUUGAGAGGAAGGAACAAGUGGAACUCUGGGCCGAGGGCCAGAGCACCCAGGCCAGACUCCAAGGAGGGCAUCCCAGGGCCCAGGAAGACCCUCUUGAGCCAGAGUCAGCUAGGGAGGUCCUGGUACCUCCUCUAGGCCAACUAUAGGUGCUUCAGGUAAUGGGAUCUGAGGAGCAGGUGGGAUGGUCUGACUUUCCAUGCACUGGUGGGCCCCUUGCUGUCCACAUGUGUCCACUAGCAGGUAGCUUUGUGGGGCAGGGACCCUCACUGUGGACUCACCCAGCCUCUAUUAGAAUUGUCAUGACAUUUUCAUGCUCACAGCAAAGAUUCAAACAUGAGAAGUGUAACAGCAACUCUGGGAAAACAAGUGGACCCUGCUUCUGCAGAGACAGGAAGGAAACAACAGAACUCUGUGGUUCUCAGCGGGACUGCAAGGCUCUUACAUCUUUUUCCAUUUUACAAGGCCUUUUUAAAGACUAAAGACAUUUAUAUAAUUUCAGGGUUGAAACACUUCAGCCUUUUUUCUGGGUCCCUGAAUACUUGCUAUUUCAUGUACUUAAAUUAACAGCUUGUACAAACCCACACACAUGCAGACUUAAUUUUUUUUUUUUUUUGACAAAAAGGUAACAAUUGAAAUUUGCUCUCUUUUUUCCCUCUACCCAAGAUAUAAAGGCACACAUAGGUUCCAGGAUCCUUCCAAACUAAACUAAAGGAGAACCUAGACGGAACACUGGAAUGGAACAGUGCCCACCCUUGUCGAUAACCAGUGAGAGCAGGGUCCAGCUUGUCCCCAAACUCCCCAUCUUAAGAGUUCUUUAGUAAUUGCUUUCUAGGCCCUGAUCUGUGGCACCUUUGAUCACAUGCCAACUUGUAUCCAGGACAAGGGGCCAGGGCCCCUGCCUGCCCUGUGGAGGAGCAGAGAAACCAUGUCCCUCUGAUCCCUCCAUGCCAUGGCUUAGCAGGUACAGCUGGCACUUGGCAUCUGGGCAAAUAUUCCAACAUUCAAACUGGGGGUUUCUGCUAGUUGCCACAACAGAGGGUACACAAGUUUCCCUUUAUAUUAAGCCCUGAGCCAGGGUAGGAGCUGGGCCCUUCCCAACCACAGCAACAUCACAGACAUGUCCAGCUACAGGCAGCCAUGACCAGGGCCACAAACUCCUGCUCUCCAGACACCACCUGAUCUGGUCACUGAGGACCCACCACAGCUCCCACUCCCAACUAUGAAAGGCAUUUCCAUUAGAAGCCAAAUGCCAAGCAGAUCUCCACCAAGGCUACAGGAGGCUCUCCAGCCAGGCCUGGGCCAGCCCCCUCCCGCCUGGCUCUGGGGCAAGGCCCAGACAGCCAGGCAGCCUUCACCACAGCCACUUAUCUGUCAAGGGCAAAGGUGAUUAUUUUUUCUCUUAACCUCAUUUUCUCCCUUUUAAUGCCACUAGGUUCAUUUAGAAUGUCUAAAUUAACAUUAGUAUUUGAAAAUAAAGUGUUUGUUCCAA
This is a messenger RNA of Sciurus carolinensis (gray squirrel), 3336 nucleotides long. It is a transcript of the gene Dnaaf8, whose product is annotated as dynein axonemal assembly factor 8. The transcript is spliced from 8 exons. Gene Ontology annotation, molecular function: dynein complex binding. NCBI's taxonomy places the organism in Eukaryota, Metazoa, Chordata, Mammalia, Rodentia, Sciuridae. The coding region runs from base 434 to 1993 and encodes 519 amino acids. Gene Ontology annotation, cellular component: dynein axonemal particle. The record is from RefSeq and is a predicted model, not a curated record.